GAGUGCGCUGGCAUAGCCUGUCCCUGGCUGCAGGAGAAGAAAGAUCUGUGGUCAGGAGUUAACAGGCGGAAGUCAGUUUCCAGAGCACUUUCACCACUGCAGUCUUUGCAAAGUCCUUGUGUUACUGGGGUUCCCUGGGUCCUUGUCUCCUCCCACAGGAUGCUGAGGGCAGCCCUGUGUGCCGUCUUUCUCUUAGGCGCCCUGCCAUCAUUGGCCAAGGAGUCCCGAGGGCAUGUCUCAGUCGUCUUGCUGGGAGCCACGGGGGACCUGGCCAAGAAGUACUUGUGGGAGGGGCUGUUCCACCUCUACCUGGACCAGGUGAGCAGCGGCCACAGCUUCACUUUCCACGGGGCUGCGCUGACGGCGCACGAGCCAGGGCAGGGGCUGAUGUUUGAGGUGCUGAAGAAGCUGGCCUGCCCGUCGGACGUGUCCCCCGACAGGUGCGCUGUGGUCAAAGACCAGUUCCUCAAGCUGAGCCGGUAUCACCAGCUGAAGACGUCCGAGAACUACACUGCCCUGAAUCGGGAGAUUGAGACCCUGCUCCAGCAGGAGGGGCUGGAGGAAGCCGGCAGGAUCUUCUACUUCUCGGUGCCGCCCUUCGCCUACGCGGAGAUCGCCCGCCACAUCAACGGCAGCUGCAGGCCGCGCCCCGGAGCCUGGCUGCGGGUGGUGCUGGAGAAGCCUUUUGGCCAUGACCUCAAGUCAGCCCAGCAGCUGGCCAUCGAGCUGAGGACUUUCUUCCGGGAAGAGGAGAUGUACCGGGUGGAUCACUACCUUGGCAAACAGGCUGUGGCCCACAUCCUGCCUUUCCGAGACCAGAACCGACGGUUUCUGGACCCAAUCUGGAACCGGCAUCAUGUGGAGAGAGUAGAGAUUGUCCUGAAGGAGACUCUGGAUGCUAAAGGCCGCACCAGCUUCUAUGAGCAGUACGGGGUCAUCCGCGACGUGCUCCAGAACCACCUCACCGAGGUCCUGAUGUAUCUCGCCAUGGAGCUGCCGGCCAACAUCAGCAGCACUGAAGACGUUCUCCGGCGCAAGCUGCAGACCUUCAAGGCAUUGCAGGGCCCGGAGAGCACCAGCGCGGUGCUGGGUCAAUACCAGGCCUAUGCCAGCCAGGUGCGGGAGGAGCUGCAGAAGGCACAGGACUACGUCAGCACGACGCCGACCUUUGCAGGUGUGUUGAUUCAGCUAGACAGCCUGCGGUGGGAGGGAGUCCCCUUCCUCCUCACCUCUGGCAAAGCCCUGGACGAGCGGGUAGGCUACGUCCGUGUCCUCUUCAAGAACCGGGCCUACUGCACCCAGCGCGAGAGCCUGAGGGAGGCGGGACAGAGCCAGUGUGGAGCCAAGCAGAUCAUCUUCUACAUCGGGCACGGGGAGCUGAGCUGUCCUGCCGUGCUGAUCAGCAGGAACCUCUUCAAGCCCAUCAUGCCAGAAGGCAGCUGGAAGGAGGUGGCGGAUCGCCCGCAGCUGAGCCUCUUCGGGCUCCCGCUGUCUGAUUACUACGUGUACAGCCCCGUGAAGGAGAGAGAGGCUUAUUCUGUCCUCAUUUCCAGCAUCUUCCAUGGCAGGAAGGACUCCUUCAUCACCACUGAGAACCUGCUGGCUUCUUGGGAGUUCUGGACCCCACUGCUGGACAGCUUAACCCAGCAGGUCCCACGCUUGUACCCGGGGGGCCUGGAGAACCAGCACCUCCUGGACUUUGAAAUGGUGGGCAGGGAGCUGUCCUUCACGCUGGAGGAUCCGGUGGAACUGCUGCACAUCGACGGGCAAAAGCCGGGCGAUUACAGAACCAUCCAGGCCAAGUUUCGGCAAAGCCCCUUGGUCUCGGCUUGGCCGGAGGAGCUGAUCGCCCAGUUGGCAUCAGACAUUGAGACGGCGGCGGCCGAGGCUGUGGCACGCUGCGGCGAGUUCCACCUGGCCCUGUCGGGCGGCUCGAGCCCCAUUGUCAUGUUCCGGAGGCUGGUGACCCACCACUACGGCUUCCCAUGGAGACACACCCACUUGUGGCUGGUGGAUGAGCGCUGCGUGCCGCUCGCCGACCCGGAGUCCAACUUCCGCAGCUUGCACGACCACCUCCUCCAGCACGUCCGGGUGCCCUACCUCAACAUCCACCCCAUGCCGGUGCACCUGAACCGGCGGCUGUGCGUGGAGGAGGACCGGGGGCCAGAGCUGUAUGCCAAGGAGAUUGCAGCGCUAGUGAACAACGCCAGCUUGGACUUUGUGCUGCUGGGGCUGGGCUCCGACGGGCACACGGCCUCGCUCUUCCCGCGUUCAUCCAGCGGCCUCGAAGGGGCCCAGACAGUGGUGCUCACGGAGAGCCCCGUCAAACCCCACCAGAGGAUGAGCCUCAGCCUGCCUCUCAUCAACAAAGCCAGGCAGGUGGCCGUGCUGGUGAUGGGGAAGGGGAAGCAUGAAAUCACAACCCAGAUGAGUAGAGUGGGGCAGGAGCCCAAAAAAUGGCCUAUUUCAGGGGUCAACCCCAGCUCUGGCCAGCUGGUGUGGUACAUGGAUUAUGACGCUUUGCUUGGAUGAUCUCUUGGUUUAUCCUCCCCUCACGCCUGUCCCAUUGCCCCCUGGAGCCUUGAUUUUCGAACACUGCACACAGGCUCCUGUGUUUACAAUAACAGCUCCUGCUCUGAACAGUCCCUCUAACUUUUGUGAAGAUCCAUUGGCUGUAACGGCUCUGUCAUCUGAGCCUAGAAAGGGGGGCGGCUCAGCGCUCAGAGAUCAGCGUUGUAUUCCUGACUUUACCCCUGACUGCUUCUGGGACCUUGGGCAAGCCACGUCGCUGCUCUGUGCCUCAGUUUCCCCCACACCCUAUGGGGUUAAUAAUACCUACCUACCUCGCAGGAGCCAUCCAAGACCACUCUGAUUAAUUGCCUGCAGAGCUCUUCAGGAUUCUCAGAGGAGAGGAACAGAGAGAAGCGCAGUGUUACUGACUGCUAAUGUUCACCUCUGAUCAGACAGGCUGACAGAAGCAUUUUCACGGUGGCCAGAGGCCCAGUCACAGUCCCAUUCAGAUUGUGCUCUAGUCCCGUAUGUGCCAACCCUUUACUUCAGCAAAAUACUGACCAUUUUCCCACUCUCUUCCUCUACGGAGUCUUCUAGGGCUGGUCUACAUUGUGGGGGGGGAUCGAUCUAAGAUACGCAACUUCAGCUACGAGAAUAGCGUAGCUGAAGUCAACGUAUCUUAGAUCGACUUACCUUGCGUCCUCACGGCGCAGGAUCGAUGGCCGCGGCUCCCCCGUCGACUCCACUUCUGCCUCUCGCCCUGGUGGAGUUCCGGAGUCGAUGGGGAGCACGUUUGGGGAUCGAUUUAUUGUGUAGACGAGACGUGAUAAAUCGAUCCCUGAUAGAGGUUAGUACCCCUAGUCUAAUGUCUUCUGAUGCAGUUCCUGUUUUAGAGCUCUCCUGUAUUGGCAUGUGUGGGGCCUUGCUUCAUUGUAAGGGCAUGAUUGGGUACAGUCAUUGGGCACUGGAGUUUUCCAGACCCUGCCUGCUUGCCUUAUGCCAUCCACAGGGAUUUGUCUCAUAUUAACCUUUGUCAAUUGCAUUGGCCCUGUUAUUGAUUCCACCUCCUCCCCCUCUUCCCCCUGCCCUCCUCCCCCCCCAAACAAAGAGAAACAACCAGUCCCCUUCCCUACAUGGCUGUGUUUAUGCAGCCCUGGAAGCUGCAGACACCCCGGGACCAUCCCUUGUGUGACCAACACCGCCCCCUCCCUGGCACUGAGCUGUGUGCUGAGUGCCGGUCUGAGGCUUUAGAAAUUGUCCUGGUGCACAGGCGUAGCUGUCAGUAGCAAUUGCUGCUCUUCCUAAAUGGGAAGCCAGCACCCCAGGGGGAUGGAAAAGGCAAGGGAUUUUUAGGUUUUCAGGAUUAUGGGGAUUGGGCUGAGAGCAUCGUGGCUCAGCUCCCGUUAUUCUGGAGAUGGCAUUUGUCUGCGGCGUGACGUUACUGCUGCACGAAGCUCCCCUGGUCAGAGGAUCAGGGGUGGAGGGCAGAGUUAGCUGCAGAUGGAAUUGGGUCUCCUUAAAUAUCCUGAGGUGCCUUUGUGUUGUACUCCCCGGGAAGAGCCCUCCUCCGCCCUCAGGGGCAAGCUGUGGCAUUGUUCAGCACUUAUGACAUCUCCCCGCAAGGCACCUGUAUAGAGUACUACGGUCUUCAGCAGUAAUGAUCCCGACACCCCAGCGCUUACGACAAGGAUACUGCCGCGACCUGGGCUGUUACUCCAGGGCACUGGGGUGCUGUUGGAUAAGGGGAGGGAGUUUUCUGUCUCCUGGGUGUUUUCUAGCCAAUCCACACAUGGCUGUCACCGCGUAGGGAGGACCCGUCCUUUGAAAACAUCUGAGGGAGGACAGAAGAGCCUAGACCAACUGCACAAAAGCGGGGGGUGCAGUCCUGUUUAGUAAAAGGGGGAAGAAUCUUUAGAACCCUCUUUCCCCCACUGCCUAAAUUCCGCCUUGCCCAGAUGCUGCUCGUCCUUUAUAUAAUCCUUAGCCCCAUAUACUCUUGUGAUGCUAUGGCCUGCUUUAGUGGGCUAUUUACUAUGGAGUGCAGGAGGAACGUUCUUUUUUUAGAUAAGGAAACCUGGAUUCUGCUGACUGCACUGGGAGAUGUUGAGCUGCUCUAUGAUCUGUUUGGGGGGCGGAGGUAAAUCCCCCCAAGCGUUGCAGGGCCAGGAGUACAAGACAGAGCUGUAGGAACCCAGAAUAGGGACUUUCUACCAGUUCCUGGCAAAUCCAGAUCCGCUGGUGUCUGAUCCGCACCCAGCAAUGCCACAUCCUUGGCUGGCAGAACUGGAGAAGGGAAGAAAGUGGCGGUUUUCAGAAGGAUUUUUAGCAGCCCCCUUUUGGGGAGAGUGAGUUGCUGGCUGUUGACUCUCUGAUGUUUGCAGCUAGUGAAAGAAUUAGUUGUCCAGCACUCCAGUCUUGUCGGAGUCCAGAUGGACGUCGUCAGUCAGUGACGGGCGCGACUGGAGUUCAGUGGAAAAGCUGGAGUCUGACACAAGAUGGCGCCCUGACCAAACAAACCAAGUGGUGAUAAAUUGUGUGUAUUUUCCAAGUUUGAGCCUGAAACCAGGGGAGGCUGUGCCUCUCCUGCUUGCGAGGUUCUCAGGAGCCAGCCCUCCUGACCGACUCGGAUGUGAAAUGCUGAUGGAGUGGGGAGGGAGGAAAAGUCUAUCCAGGGGUCUGGGAGGUGGAUACUGGGGCGAAAUUCUGUCUGACUUGCACCCCACUGAACUCUAUGGACAUUGGUGGAAGAGGCAGUCAGGGCACAGGCAGACCACUAGCCGUGUUGAUGCUGCAUAAGCUGGGAAGGAGUUGGGUUCAUGCUAAUGGCUGAGGGGCUAGCAGGAGUAACAAAUAGGGAAAAACACACUAAAAUCAGCAGCGAGGAUUCGGGGUAUAACGGGCUGCAGGACAUUUCUUCCUGUUUUUCAGAGUAGGACUUCACUGUAAGCUGGUUUGGAGUUCUGAGAAUAUAUAGAUUUGUUGCGGGGGUGGGGUGCGUUGUCAAAGUGCUUCAAAGAGGGAAGGCAUAUGGCUAACGAGAAAUAUCCAGCGUUAACAGAGUUAAUACCAAAAAAAACGUGGAAGGGAUGUAAAACCCCUCCUCUGCUGAGUCAAGCCAGCCUCUGACUACUAGAGAUCAGGAGGAGAUGUAAUGUGGGGGGUCAGAUUAUCCCACAUCUGCGGGGGGGCGUCUCCUGUACCUUCCUCCAAAGUAUCGGAUGCUGGCCGUUGUCCGAGACGCGGGGGACAUGGGUCACCUUCAGUCUGGCUGUUCCUGUGCACCUGUGUUCCCACUCCUGCUCAUUCCGAAUGGCUUUUAUUGUAACACGCAAUCCUCUUUUAAUGCUGUGGAUAAAAAUAAAAUGGGGAAGUUCUUGAGAACCAAUCCCUUGUUUUCAGACCCGGGGCAAACUAAGGUAGUGAGAGCAGUAAGCUGGGGUGGGAGACGUGUUCUGAUCGCAGUGAAAUUCAGAGCUGAGGCUGCUUUGACGUCUGCCACUGAGGUCGUUGCACCAGUGCAAGCAUCUAGUGCGGAAAGACCAAGCUGCAGUUUGCACUGGUGCCUCUGAUCAAUCUGGGAUAAAUGGCUCUGCUGCAAGUAGCUUGGCUUGUCUACAUUAGGGAGGUUGCACUGGUGUAGCUACAUCAUCGGCUCAGAUCCCGAGGAGACAAAGGCUGUCUAAUCAGAUAUGAGCAUGGAUUGGAGCUACCUCCUCCAUGGAUUAUAAUGGCAGGCGGGCCUACCUAUCCGCCUCAGAGCAAAGGGUAAGCGUAAAGCAUUGUGUAGUGGGGAAGCCCUGGUGGUUGCUUUUAGAAGGGACGAUGCUGUGGCUUACUGGCAUUAGAAAAGGUUUUUGGUCUUCCUCUUCUCCAUCGUGUCUCAUACCAUCCGCUACAUUGUUUUCUCCAGACAGAAAAUCCUCCCGCCUCUGAAAGCAUUAACACAGAGUGCCACUGCCAUCACAACCCCCUACGAUAGGACCUUGUCACGGGGUGCUCCCUUAGCUACCCGCUGUGCCUCACUUCCUGGCCUGCUUCCAUGGUCCCUCAGUCCCAAACCAAAGAGAGGAUACAGGUAUGCUGCAGGCAGGGCUUUCCAUACAGCUUCUGAGAUCCCCCCUUCCUGAUCCUCCCAAUUACUGCCAGUUAUUCCAGUCGUGUAGUAAUUACCCCCCAGGUGCUCAUAAUCCCCUAAUAGAAAAGUGGUUAACUGCUUCCCGCUGAGCCCGUAGCCUUUCCUUGUCUGCAACAACAUCAGUGCUUAGGGUGGUGCUGCUCGCCCUCUGUCACAGACCUAGAAGAACACAAUUCCCCCUGCUCUGCUGGCUUGAAGUGCCAGGUUGCUAACAAACGCUGCUAAUUCCAAAAUGUGCCCCCGGGGCUGAAGCAGCCAUGUAGAGGAGGAGGUUUUAGGCCUGGGAUGGCUGAAAAUUCAAAGCUUCAUUUUUCUUUGUUAAACAAAAUGAGCUGUUUUACCUUCAGCUUCAUUCAAAUGGCGUGUGUGGUGCAACAGGUUUAAUGUAAUUAAA
Messenger RNA from Malaclemys terrapin pileata, 7040 nucleotides. It is a transcript of the gene H6PD, whose product is annotated as hexose-6-phosphate dehydrogenase/glucose 1-dehydrogenase. Gene Ontology annotation, cellular component: endoplasmic reticulum. Lineage: Eukaryota; Metazoa; Chordata; Testudines; Emydidae. Gene Ontology annotation, biological process: pentose-phosphate shunt; pentose-phosphate shunt, oxidative branch; glucose metabolic process. Bases 160 to 2532 code for a protein of 790 amino acids. Gene Ontology annotation, molecular function: 6-phosphogluconolactonase activity; glucose-6-phosphate dehydrogenase activity; NADP binding. The record is from RefSeq and is a predicted model, not a curated record. The transcript is spliced from 5 exons.